Molecule: messenger RNA, 1914 nt
Organism: Hibiscus syriacus
Lineage: Eukaryota; Viridiplantae; Streptophyta; Magnoliopsida; Malvales; Malvaceae
Product: probable acyl-activating enzyme 6
Exons: 1
Coding region: 74-1744 (556 amino acids)
Source: RefSeq, a predicted model, not a curated record
GACAGUAACCGAAACACAACUCAUGAGAGGAAGACAGCCAUUAAUUUAACGCUUUCAGACAAGAUAGAAUAUCAUGGAAGAGCUAAAGCCAAGGCCUGCAAGUUGCUCUCCUUUCACCCCAUUAGGCUUCUUAGAAAGAGCGGCCACCGUGUACGGCGAUUGUACAUCCAUCAUUUACAACGAUACUUCCUUCACGUGGUCACAAACCCACCGUCGAUGCCUCCAGUUAGCCUCUUCCCUAUCAUCCAGCGGCGUUGGUAUUGGCCACGCCGUAUCCGUUUUGGCCCACAACAUCCCCGCCAUGUACGAGCUCCAAUUCGCCGUCCCCAUGUCCGGUGCUAUUCUCAACAACAUCAAUACCCGUCUCGACGGCCGUACGAUCUCCGUACUGCUCCGCCACUGUGAACCGAAGGUCCUCUUCGUCGAUACCCUCUCUUGUUCUGUCGCUCUCGAAGCCAUCUCUCUCUUCCCCCAUAACCAAACGCCGCCGCAGCUCGUUUAUAUCAACGAUCACGAUGACGCUGCCGUCGAUUAUCGCUUCUGGUGCACGUACGAGAGCCUGGUGGAGAAAGGUGAUCCGAAUUUCAAAUGGAUCCGGCCUAAAAGCGAGUGGGAUCCGAUUGUUUUGAAUUAUACAUCGGGUACUACUUCGUCUCCCAAAGGAGUUGUUCAUAGUCACCGGGGAAUUUUCACGAUAACAAUCGAUUCUUUAAUCGAUUGGGAAGUUCCGAAGCAACCCGUUUACUUAUGGACGCUCCCGAUUUUUCAUGCUAAUGGGUGGAGCUACCCUUGGGGUAUGGCGGCCGUCGGCGGCACCAAUGUUUGUGUUCCGAAAUUCGAUACCUCGAUCAUCUAUAAUUUGAUAAAAAAACAUGGCGUCAAUCACAUGUGCGGAGCACCCGUUGUGCUCAACAUGUUAUCGAGUUCCCCUGAAAUCAAGCCACUCGAGAAUCCCGUGAAAAUCUUAACUGCCGGAGCUCCACCGCCAGCGGCUGUGCUAUCGAGGACCGAGUCACUUGGUUUCAUUGUGAGUCACGGCUACGGAUUAACCGAGACUGCAGGGCUGGUGGUGUCUUGUGCUUGGAAAAGGGAGUGGAACAAGUUGCCGGCGACGGAGCGAGCGAGGUUGAAAUCGAGGCAAGGAGUGAGAACUCUGGCGUUGACGGAAGCGGACGUUGUGGAUCCCAAAUCGGGACUCAGUGUGAAACGCGACGGGUUAACUCUUGGAGAGAUCGUUUUAAAAGGUGCUAGCGUUAUGUUGGGUUACUUCAAAGACCCAGUCGCCACGAAAAAAUGUAUGAAAGAAAACGGGUGGUUUUACACCGGCGACGUCGGCGUUAUGCAUGCCGAUGGGUACAUGGAAAUCAAAGAUCGUUCAAAGGAUGUUAUAAUCAGCGGCGGAGAGAAUCUCAGCAGCGUCGAAGUCGAGUCUGUUCUUUAUACUCAUCCGGCGAUCAACGAAGCGGCAGUUGUGGCUCGGCCCGAUGAGUAUUGGGGGGAGACACCUUGCGCGUUCGUGAGUUUGAAAGGUGAGUUGACCCGUAAACCGAGUGAGCAGGACAUAGUUCAGUAUUGCAGAGCUAAAUUGCCUCAUUACAUGGUGCCCAAAACGGUGGUGUUUAAGGACGAAUUGCCCAAGACUUCGACGGGGAAGAUUCAGAAGUUUGUUCUUAGAGAUAUUGCCAAGGGGAUGGGUCCUUCUUCAUCUUCCUCUGGGAUGAGUCGGCCUCGGACUCGGAUGUGAACUGAGUUGACUCUGUGUUGGUCUCCAUCAUCAUGGAAAAGAUUAGAAGGAUAAUCAUUUUCAUGAAAAACCUGUCAAACAUGAAUUAAUGACUCAGUUAGUGAGAACAAUAAUGUACUUAAAAGAUGUAUCGUAGCUUAAUUAAUAUCCAAAAAAGAAGCUUAAUAACA